CGUUCAGUGAACGGUCUCACUGCAGGAACAAAACAAAACUCAGAAAAAACCAUAGUAUUUAAACGAUUCUUUAAGAACAAGUGAUAUUACAUUCCCACAAUUAACUGCCAAAAAUUCUGUAUAGCAGCACAAUUUACAGAUCCUAAACUUCAAAGCUGAAAAUAUGGGUGAUAACCAGAUAUGCGACAUAAGCAACGAAGUUCUGGAGGAAUUGAAGAAGUUCCGAUUCAGCAAGAGCAAAAAUAAUGCUGCUUUGAUAUUGAAAGUCGACCGGGAGAAGCAAUCGGUGGUACUGGAUGAUUUUAUCGACGAUAUCUCAGUAGACGAACUGCAGGACACAUUGCCAGGACAUCAGCCCCGAUACAUCAUCUAUACGUAUAAGAUGGUGCAUGACGAUCAGCGUAUUUCGUACCCAAUGUGCUUUAUAUUCUAUACACCAAGGGAUAGUCAGAUUGAAUUGCAGAUGAUGUACGCCUGCACAAAGAGCGCCCUUCAGCGCGAAGUGGAUCUCACACGCGUCUACGAAAUACGCGAACUGGACGAACUCACCGAGGAGUGGCUUAAAGCCAAGCUCAAGUAGAGAUGUUUUAAUCUCUGGGAUCAAUCAAUCCGGGCCGUUGUCAAAAGCAAUAUUUUAUAAUAGUUCUCUGAUUGAUUUUUGAGAUUUUUAUAUACAUAUUCAAACUGGAUCAAGCCGAUACCAACGAUGCAUACCAAUACCAAACAAACAAAUAUUGAAAUACUACAACUUUUACCUACAGAAAAAACAAAUCAAGCUUAGUUUAUACAACAAUGACAUUUUUAUAUCGACGAUCGCAGGCGACAAGUAUGCGCAAGGAGUUUUAGUGAUUUUAGUUCUUGCAUUUAAGUAAUAAUCUUUAUAGAAGCUGUGCUUGCCAAAUUUCUACAUGUAUUUAUUGUAAAGAUAUUAAAGCAAACAUGACAAAAAGUA
Molecule: messenger RNA, 952 nt
Organism: Drosophila teissieri
Lineage: Eukaryota; Metazoa; Arthropoda; Insecta; Diptera; Drosophilidae
Gene: GMF
Product: glia maturation factor beta
Exons: 4
Coding region: 164-580 (138 amino acids)
Biological process (GO): negative regulation of Arp2/3 complex-mediated actin nucleation; actin filament debranching
Cellular component (GO): actin cortical patch
Molecular function (GO): actin binding; Arp2/3 complex binding
Source: RefSeq, a predicted model, not a curated record